Molecule: messenger RNA, 1533 nt
Organism: Pieris macdunnoughi
Lineage: Eukaryota; Metazoa; Arthropoda; Insecta; Lepidoptera; Pieridae
Source: the annotation of a GenBank genome assembly
AUGUUGUUUUUCAAUGGCAAUAGGAUGAUUGGCAUCAAAACGUGUUCAUUGAACAAGAUUUUAGCCAUGGCGAGUUAUUCCACGAAAUUAACAUUAAACGAGGUUGUGAUCGCAUCAGCCGUUAGGACUCCAAUGGGAUCUUUUAGAGGGAGUCUUGCUAGUCUUUCCGCCUCCGAAUUGGGGGCAGUUGCAGUUAAAGCAGCGGUUGAAAGAGCCGGUAUUCCCAAAGAAGAAAUUAAAGAGGUCUAUAUAGGCAAUGUUUGUUCUGCAUCUUUGGGCCAAGCUCCAGCAAGACAAGCAGUCAUAUUUGCUGGACUACCUAAGAGUACAAUCUGUACUACAGUUAAUAAAGUUUGUGCUUCUGGAAUGAAAUCUGUGAUGCUAGCUGCGCAAGGUCUACAAACUGGUGCCCAAGAUGUAAUUUUAGCAGGUGGGAUGGAAUCAAUGUCAAAUGUUCCUUUCUAUUUAAAAAGAGGUGAAACUACAUAUGGGGGUAUGCAACUAGUAGAUGGUAUAGUAUUUGAUGGACUUACUGAUGUGUACAACAAAUUCCAUAUGGGUAACUGUGCAGAAAAUACUGCAAAGAAAUUGGAAAUCACAAAAGAACAACAGGAUGAAUAUGCUAUUAAUAGUUACAAAAGGAGUGCAGCGGCUUAUGAAAGUAAAGCCUUUGCUGAUGAAUUAGUUCCCGUUUCUGUUCCUCAGAAAAGAGGUGCUCCACCAGUCAUAUUCUCUGAAGAUGAAGAAUACAAGAGAGUGAACUUUGACAAAUUUACUAAGCUUGCUACAGUAUUCCAAAAAGAGAAUGGUACAGUAACAGCUGGGAAUGCUUCUACUUUGAAUGACGGCGCAGCUGCAUUAGUAUUAAUGACUGCGGAUGCAGCCAAAAGGCUGAAUAUAAAACCAAUUGCAAAAGUUGUUGGUUUUGCUGAUGGCGAAUGUGAUCCAAUUGAUUUCCCUAUUGCUCCAGCUAUUGCUAUCCCUAAACUAUUAGAAAAAACAGGUGUAAAUAAAGAUGAUGUUGCCCUUUGGGAAAUAAACGAGGCAUUUAGUACUGUUGCUGUUGCUAACCAAAAGCUAUUGGGAUUGGAUCCGUCUAAGAUUAAUGUCCAUGGUGGGGCAGUUAGUUUAGGACACCCAAUUGGAAUGUCUGGUGCUAGAAUUGUUGUGCAUUUAUGUCAUGCCCUCAAGAAAGGAGAAAAGGGUGUAGCAUCUAUUUGUAAUGGUGGUGGUGGUGCAUCAUCUAUCAUGAUCGAGAAAUUACCUGAAGCUGUUGAUGGAUUGCCUGUUCUAACAUUCUACACUAAAGAUCCAUGUCCUCUUUGUGACAUUGUUAUGGAUGAGUUAGAGUCAUUUAUGCAUAGAAUAAAAAUUGAGAAAAUAUAUAUAACAGAAAAAGAAAAUGUGAGGUGGCUGCGGCUUUAUCGGCAUGAUAUACCAGUUUUGUUUUUGAAUGGAACAUUUUUAUGUAUGCACAGAUUGAAUCGGGACCUGUUAGAGAGAAGGCUACAAAGGAUUGAGAAUGAAAAAUAA